CUGCCAAGAAACCCUCUAUACCAUAUGCCGACGCUGCUAUUGGCCUGUGCGAGUGAGCAUGGCCGCCGUGCGAAUCCGACUUGGUUCUAGCUUCCCUACCCGUUUCGUCACGACGCCUUCUCGCCAGCCUCUGCGCCUUCGAGGACGACAACAUCCGCGUAAUGCAGUGGCCAUGGUUGGCGGGCGCAGGGAGACGAGCUCCGUUUUCCCCACAAAAUGUUUGACUUGCUGCGUGCUGUGUUUGUAUAAAGCCGUUUACAUCUCGCUGCGUUUGGUCUAUCAUCACUCACCUUCAUUCGCCAGAGUACAUUCGUUCUUCUCUGCUAUUUCUCUUCGAUUCUUCUGCCAGUCCAACUCGCUCAAUCCAAAUCCAAAUCCAUCACCAUGGUCCAAUUCACCAAGAUCGCCGCCGCCGCCCUCAUUGCCGGCUCUGCCGUCGCCCACCCCGGCGAGGUCCACGAGCCCGCUCAGAUCCGCCGCGAGAUCGCUGAGCGCGACGUCGUUGCCAACCGCUACGUUCGCAGCCUGGGCAAGUGCGCCUCCAACACCAAGGCCCAAGAGGCCUCUGAGCGUGCCGCUUCCCGCCGUGCCUCCAAGGCCGAGAAGCUCCGCCAGGCCCGUGGCAUCUCUAGCAAGCCCUUCCUGCACCGCCGCGACCUGGCCACCCUCAAGAAGUUCGAGGAGGUCAACCACAACAUGACGGGCCAGAUCGACACCUUCGACAAGCAGACGCUCUUCGGCGCCAAGACGCAGGUCGCCCUGACCCCGGAGGACACCAUCGGCCCUUACUUCGUGACGGGCGAGUACCUGCGCUCCGAACUCACCGAGGGCCAGCAGGGCGUGCCCAUGCACCUCGAGUUCCAGUUCACCGACGUCAACACCUGCGAGCCCCUCUCCGGCCUGCUGGCUGACAUCUGGGCCGCCAACGCCACCGGCGUCUACUCCGGCGUCUCCGCUACCGGCCAGGGUGGGCUUAACAGCACCUUCCUCCGCGGCCUGCAGCAGACUGACGAGGACGGUGUCGCCUCCUUCGACACGCUGUUCCCCGGCCACUACACUGGCCGCGCCACCCACCAGCACGUCGUCGUGCACCAGAACGCCCAGCUCCUCUCCAACGGCAGCUACACGGGCGGCAAGGUCUCGCACAUCGGCCAAGUCUUCUUCGACACGGCGCUGCGCAGCGCCGUCGAGGCCACGGCCCCCUACAACACCAACACGCAGGACGUGACGUCCAACGACGACGACAUGUGGACGCCGUCGGCCGCCAACAACACCAACUACGACCCCUUCCCGGAGUUCGUCUACCUCGACCCCUCGGACAUCACCAAGGGCCUCCUCGUCUGGAUCAACAUCGGCAUCGACACCACUGCCAACCACACCUCCGACGCCACCAACGCCGCCUACCUUGCUGCCGACGGCGGCCACUCCACCGGCAACACCAUGGGCGGUGGCAACGGCGCUAUGCCCUCUGGCGCUGCCCCCAGCGGUGCUAUGCCCUCCGGCGCUGCUCCCAGUGGUACCCCCUCCAAGCGUGCUCCCCACUCGUACGCCUUCAACAAGCUGUUCGCUGGCUCCGCCAAGCGCUGGAUCUAAGCUCGUCCUCUCCCCGCGGGCUUUCUGAGGCUUUCUGGGUUUGAAAGGGCGUUGGCGUUGGUUGCCAAAUAAGCCGAGCUGUUGAGCUUGCGCGCUUUUUUUUUUUUUUUUUU
Aplosporella prunicola CBS 121167 is the source of this 1706-nucleotide messenger RNA. RefSeq lists its product as uncharacterized. Gene Ontology annotation, molecular function: oxidoreductase activity, acting on single donors with incorporation of molecular oxygen, incorporation of two atoms of oxygen; ferric iron binding. The coding region runs from base 385 to 1593 and encodes 402 amino acids. The record is from RefSeq and is a predicted model, not a curated record. The transcript is spliced from 3 exons. Lineage: Eukaryota; Fungi; Ascomycota; Dothideomycetes; Botryosphaeriales; Aplosporellaceae.